UAUAUAUUCGAAAAUGAUGGCUAACAGUUGAUGUCUACUCGUAGCAAUUUAGCUGUACAUUGUUUUUGUAUCUUCCCACAGAAAUGGAAUAACUGCAGCUAGCUAUUGCUUUUUGGCAGCUCACAGAUCUGUACUGCAAUUCAGCUGCUAAUUCAGUCAAAACCAGGGAAGUAGCUCACCAAAUCUGGAAAACCGCAGAUAAAGAUAGUUUUCCAUACGUAAAUACCAGUUCUUCUUCAUGGGUUCUGUAGAUAAAAGCUUGGGAUCAGAAGUUGUCACCGUUGAUGUCCUCGAAGCCAAGUCUCUGCUUGGUUCAGGCUUCACUUAUCUUGAUAUCAGGACAGAGGAAGAAUACAAGAAAGGACAUGUUGAUUUAGAGAAGAUAUACAACAUUCCUUACAUGUUUGAUAAACCUGGAGAUAUUUUUUGUGCGUCAGGAGGUAGGGAGACGAAUCCUGAUUUCUUGAACAACAUCUCAUCUGUCUUCACGGAAAACGAUAAACUACUUGUGGGAUGUCAAAGUGGAGUCAGAUCCCGGGCUGCUUCUACUGAUCUUGUUGCCGCUGGUUUCAAGAAUGUAAGGGACAUGAAAGGAGGGUAUCUGGACUGGGUGAAGCAUGGAUUGUCUGUGAAACAAGAUCAGCUAAAGGAAGAUCAGUCGGUUGCUACAAAAUCACCAUGAUUAUUACAUACUGUUUGUAUCUUCCGUUUAUAUAAAUUGUAAGGAUAGUGUCAUAAUAAACUUCAUUUUGUAUUUUAGAUUCAAGUUUAUAAUAAUAAACAAUUAUACGAUCAAGUUGAGUUAAAUGACAGUAAAUGUAUUACAUCUUCAGGUGAAAGAAAUAUUUUGUAA
Molecule: messenger RNA, 853 nt
Organism: Carica papaya (papaya)
Lineage: Eukaryota; Viridiplantae; Streptophyta; Magnoliopsida; Brassicales; Caricaceae
Product: thiosulfate sulfurtransferase 18
Molecular function (GO): catalytic activity
Source: RefSeq, a predicted model, not a curated record